Messenger RNA from Verruconis gallopava, 1144 nucleotides. RefSeq lists its product as uncharacterized. Gene Ontology annotation, molecular function: actin filament binding. The record is from RefSeq and is a predicted model, not a curated record. The coding region runs from base 1 to 651 and encodes 216 amino acids. Gene Ontology annotation, cellular component: actin cytoskeleton; Arp2/3 protein complex. Gene Ontology annotation, biological process: actin filament polymerization; Arp2/3 complex-mediated actin nucleation. The transcript has 5 exons. NCBI's taxonomy places the organism in Eukaryota, Fungi, Ascomycota, Dothideomycetes, Venturiales, Sympoventuriaceae.
AUGCGGGCGAGGCUUGUGGCCUUAGGCUCAAGCUCGCAUCAGCCAAGACUUACGUCGCACUUCGGCGGGACAUCACUAGGCAGGAGCUUUAACGACGACUUACGGACGGCGUAUUUGGGUCGAGGUGAAGAACCACAGAGAAUGUCUCAAUCACUUCGACCGUACCUACAAUGUGUUCGGUCAUCCCUAACGGCAGCUCUGUCUCUGUCCAACUUCGCUUCGCAAGUUUCGGAAAGACAUAAUGUACCUGAAAUCGAAGCUGCGAGCUCGCCAGAGGUUCUUCUAAAUCCUCUGACUGUGUCCCGGAAUGACAAUGAGAAAGUCUUGAUCGAGCCAAGUAUCAACAGCGUCCGCAUUAGUAUCAAGAUCAAGCAGGCCGAUGAGAUCGAGCACAUUCUUGUGCAUAAGUUCACGCGUUUCUUAACUCAGAGAGCGGAAGCUUUUUUCAUCUUGAGACGAAAACCGAUUAAGGGCUAUGAUAUUUCAUUCCUGAUUACGAACUAUCACACUGAGGAGAUGUUGAAGCACAAACUAGUUGACUUUAUCAUUCAAUUCAUGGAGGAAGUUGACAAGGAGAUCUCAGAGAUGAAACUCUUCUUGAACGCCCGGGCAAGAUUCGUUGCGGAAUCGUUUUUGACUCCAUUUGACUGACAAGCUCCGCCGCACUUCAAUGUGUUGGUCCCACUAAGGACGCAAAUCUUGCGUCUGACUACUGAGAACUGGGGUUCGUUGCUACUUUCGGCAUCAAGAUGGACAUCAGGUCGCCAAAACACAUUACUGACCAUGAGAUGCUUCAUGAAAGAACGAAGUAGACAAGGAAAUCUAUGAUUAAUAAACAUAUACUCCAAACCUUGCGCCUUACUCCACACCCCAAACACCAAGCACGUCCUUUGCGCCAAAACAUCUUCUUUUCUCCAAUGUUUUUACCCUUUGUACCAGGAGGCCAACAGCAAUCGGCCCUAUAAUUGUACACACAACAAUUGCCCAUGUCACAACGAGAAAGACCUGAUCGUCUCCAGACAUGGAGAAAAUACCGUUGCUAUCAGCUAGUGAUGAUAUCAGAAAGCCGACUUCGCCUCUUGCAACCAUUGCGAAACCAAGGAUGGUUGCUGGGUACAACGAAUAGGGCCUUACUGCAGGAGCU